This is a messenger RNA of Achroia grisella, 1572 nucleotides long. RefSeq names its product elongation factor 1-gamma (gene eEF1gamma). Gene Ontology annotation, molecular function: translation elongation factor activity. Gene Ontology annotation, cellular component: nucleus; cytoplasm. Lineage: Eukaryota; Metazoa; Arthropoda; Insecta; Lepidoptera; Pyralidae. The transcript has 9 exons. Gene Ontology annotation, biological process: translational elongation. The record is from RefSeq and is a predicted model, not a curated record. Bases 83 to 1342 code for a protein of 419 amino acids.
GUGACGUUUCGGCCUUUCACCCCGGCUCUUGUGUCGUCUUGUCAUCCCUCCCCUUCUGUCUUUCCUCUUUCCGAAAUUUACCAUGGCGGACGGGGUACUUUACACUUAUCCGGAAAAUUUCCGAGCCUACAAGGCGUUGAUCGCCGCACAAUACUCGGGAGCGAAAGUCAAAGUAGCCCCUAAUUUUGUGUUCGGCGAAACUAACAAAUCAGAAGAGUUUCUGAAGAAGUUCCCCGCCGGUAAAGUGCCAGCGUUUGAAAGUGCCGACGGAAAGGUCCUGCUGACCGAGAGCAAUGCCAUCGCUUAUUUCGUUGCAAAUGCAGCCCUCCGUGGAAAUGAUCUGCAAACACAGGCACAGGUUUGGCAGUGGGCGUCAUGGGCAGACAGCGAGCUCCUGCCGGCUUCCUGCGCUUGGGUGUUCCCAUAUCUUGGCAUCAUGCAGUUCAACAAACAGAAUGUAGAACGUGCGAAGUCAGAUCUGCUGGCGGCGCUGCAAGUUCUCGACUCGUACCUCCUAACGCGCACGUACCUGGUGACCGAACGAGUCACACUCGCUGAUAUUGUUGUCUUCACCACGCUGCUACAUGCAUUCCAGCAUGUCCUGGAGCCAUCGCUGCGUAGUUCUCUGCCGAACGUGUCGCGCUGGUUCCUCACGCUGCAGAACCAGCCCUCCGUCCUCGCGGUACUGCCUGCAGCGCCGCUCUGCGCAGCCGCACCUGUCCUACCCAAAUUCCAGCCGCAAGACAACAAGAAGGAUACCAAGAAGGACAAAAAGAGUGAAAAGAAAGAACAGCAACCCAAAAAGAAGGAGGAACCCAAACCCGAUCUAGACGAGGAGUUUGAAGAAAAACCUAAAGAGUCCAAGGACCCAUUUGACACAAUGCCUAAAGGAACAUUCAACAUGGAUGACUUCAAACGCUGUUACUCAAAUGAGGAUGAGGCUAAAUCAAUUCCUUACUUCUGGGAAAAGUUUGACCCACAGAAUUACUCCAUCUGGUAUGCUGAGUACAAGUACCCUGAGGAGCUCGCUAAAGUGUUCAUGAGCUGUAAUCUGAUUACAGGCAUGUUCCAGCGGCUAGAUAAGAUGCGCAAGCAGGCGUUCUCGUCGGUGUGCCUGUUCGGAACUGACGGCGACUCCACCAUCUCGGGCGUGUGGGUGUGGCGCGGACACGAACUCGCGUUCCCGCUCUCGCCCGACUGGCAGAUCGAUUACGAAUCGUAUGACUGGAAGAAGCUGGACCCAGCCAACGAGGAGACGAAGAAACUGGUACAGCAAUACUUCUCGUGGACUGGUACCGACAAACAAGGCCGCAAAUUCAACCAAGGCAAGAUCUUCAAAUGAAGAACAGAGCGGCCUCUAGUUCCGCACCUGGUACCGUUGCGCUCGUUGCACUUGUGUAACAGUAUCGUGUGCCACUCAUUUAAUGGUGACGACUUAACUCUAAGAGCGAACAGUGUCUUAUAAAACACAUGUAUUUGCAUUUAUUUUCGACGUCCCUCGAUACAGAUCAAUAUUAAUUACAUUUUUACCUGGAAGCCAGCUUUGUAAUAAAAUUGUUUUUAUUUAUAAAU